GUAGCUCUGUGUUGUGCUGCUCCAGAGAAGCUGGCAGUGCAUGAAGCCUCAGCCUGUUCUGGGACAUAUGACUGGAUUACACUGCACAAAGGAUAUUCAGGAGAAUAUCAGCAGCUACUCUUCUGCACCUGUUCCAGUCAGCUCUUCUUCUCCAGUCUUUACUGAGCUCCAUCCUCUCAUGGCUAGCCCUGAGAACAACCCCUCCCUGGAAGACAGGGUGGAGGGCCAAUCAGGGCCUGUAGGACCAGCAAGCCUGCACAGGGCCUGGACCCACUUCCUCAAGGUGCUGUCAUAUUUCUCAGGAGACAUGGAGGUGUUUGGAAAAUGGAUGGAGAAACAGUUUUUUUUGCUGCAGCUCCUGGACUGGGUUCUGCGUGGAGCAGCACAAGUGAUGUUUGUUAACAACCCUCUGAGUGGCCUGGUCAUUUUUGCUGGCCUCAUCCUGCAAAAUUAUUGGUGGGCCCUCAACGGUUUCGUGGGGACACUCUUUGCAACAAUUUCUGCUCUCAUUUUGCAGCAAAGCAGGAGUGCAAUAGCUGCAGGACUUUAUGGAUACAACGGCAUCCUGGUGGGUCUCCUGAUGGCUGUGUUCUCCAAUGCAGGCGACUGGUACUGGUGGCUUCUGCUGCCCAACAUCUUCAUGUCCAUGAUGUGCCCGAUUGUGUCCAGUGCCCUGGCAUCUAUUAACACCCGCUGGGAUCUGCCGGUGUUCACGCUGCCAUUCAACAUCCUGGUGUGUCUCCACAUGGUCGCCACAGGCCAUUAUAACCACCAUUUCCCCCAAGUCCUCAUCCAGCCACGCUCAGAGCUGCCCAACAUCACCUGGUCUGAAAUCGACGUGGCAAAGCUGUUCAGGUCCAUACCAGUGGGAAUAGGACAGGUGUAUGGCUGCGACAACCCUUGGACAGGAGGGAUCUUCAUCAUCUCCCUCUUCAUCUCUUCACCCAUCACCUGUGUCCAUGCUGUCCUGGGAUCUGCUGUGGGAAUGGUGUCAGGUCUGGCUUUAUCAGCUCCUUUUGAGGACAUUUACUUUGGUCUCUGGGGAUACAACUGCGUCUUAGCCUGCAUCGCUGUAGGAGGGAUGUUUUACGCUCUCACCUGGCAGGUGCACCUGCUCGCCAUCACAUGUGCUUUUUUCUGCGCGUACCUUGGCUCUGCCAUCUCCAACGUCAUGUCCACGCUGGGUUUGCCGGCAUGCACCUGGCCUUUCUGCCUGUCUGCCCUCACCUUCCUCCUCCUAACGACGGGGACCAAGAGGAUAUUCAAGCUCCCGCUGGCCAAAGUCACCUACCCUGAGAAAAACCUGGCAUUCUACUGGAGGCUGAAGAAGCAGGAGAAGGCAGAGAAGGCGGCGAAAGAGAGUCAGGAGCAGCUGAACGCUGAGAUAACCCUGCAUGAGAAAAACCAAUUAAAACUGGAACUUCGACGAAUAGAGGAGGGGAGACAAGAAAGUGAAAACAACAACAGUACUGAAAUGGAUGAGGGCGUUAAUGUGGAAGGAACAAACAGAGAAGAUAAUUCCACCAAGGUUGUUCCUGGUGACUAUGUCUAAACAAUGUUCUUGGAAAUAGUGAAGAUGUGAAAAUAAGGAGUGAAAUGUUUGAAUAAUGUAAAAAUAUGUAGUUGUAAAUAUAUAUAUAUAUUUUAUUAUUCUGCUGUCAAUAUUCAUAUUCUUUUUUAAGAGUAAUGUUCAAUUUAGCAACCAGUACUUCUUGUAUACACUUGUCUUAAUGUGGGUGCUAAGCUUUUAUUUGCACUGUAAUUGUUUUUGGAACAAUAAAUUUUGGUGUUUUCAAAAACAGGGAAUUUCUGUCAGCAGGAUAACUAGCUGUGCACUCCACUAAGCUGGUCUUUCUGGAUGAGUGGCACAAGAAAAGCUGUUUUGUUUACAAAGCCAUAAAAAACAUUCAAACACUGUUUCUGAUAUGUGAAAUGUUAAGCGUGUAGGAAAUAUAAUGCUGUCUACUGUCACGAACGUACCACCCCGUUGAUAUUUUCACCACCACACUGGUGAAAAACUUAGAGGCUGCAAAAAGCUUAAGAUUAGGGGGAAGGUUCACUUUUCAGCAGAACUACACUCACCAGCCUCUUUAUUAGGUCCAACUUCUCAACCAAUUGGAUGGCAGCAACUCAAUGCAUUUAGGUGUGUACACAUGGCCAAGAUGAUCUGCUGCAGUUCAAAAAGAGCAUCGGAAUGGGGAACAAAGGUGACUUAAGUGACUUUGAAUGUGUCAUGGUUGUUGGUGCCAGAUGGGCUGUUCUGAGUAUUUCAUAAACUGCUGAUCUACUGGGAUUUACACGCACAAGUAUCUCUAGGGUUUACAGAGAAUGGUCCGAAGUUCUGGGGGCACAAAUGCCUUGCUGAAGCUAGAGGUCAGAGGAGAAUGGCCAGAUGUGUUUGAGCUGAUAGAACGGCAACAGUAACUCAAAUAACCGCUCGUUACAAUCAAUGCAGAAGAGCGUUUCUGAACGCACACCACAUGGAACGUUGAGGCGGCUGGGCUACAGCAGCAGAAGACCAACCGGGAGCCACUCCUGUCAGCUAAGAACAGGAAACUGAGGCUACAAUUCACACAGGCUCACCAAAAUUGGACAACAGAAGUUCGGGAAAAACACUGCCUGGUCUGAUGAGUCUUGAUUUCUGCUGCGACAUUUGGAUGGUACCGUCAGAAUUUGGCUUCAACAACAUGAAACAGAAGGGACAAAUGUCAAAUGAACCUUGUAUCAACGGUUCAGGCUGGUGGUGGUGAGGCAAUGGUGUGGGCAAUAUUUUUCUGGCACACUUUGGGCCCAUUAGUACCAAUUGUGUCAACGCCGCAGCCUACCUGAGUAUUGUUGCUGACCAUGCCCAUCCGUUUAUGACCACAGUGUACCCGUCUUCGGAUGGCUACUUCCAAAGGAUAGCGCACCAUGUCAUAAAGCAUGAAUCCUCUCAGACUGGUUUCUUGAACAAUGUGGUCACUCAACUUGAAUGGCCUCCACAGUCACCAGAUCUCAACCCAAUAGAGCACCUUUGGGAAAUGGUGGAAUGGGAGAUUCGCAUCAUGGAUGUGCAGCCGACAAAUCUGCAGCAACUGCAUGAUGCCGUGGUGUUAAUGUGGACCAGAGUCUCUGAGGAAUAUUUCUAGUACCUUAUUGAACCAAUGCCACAAAGGAUUAAGGCAGUUCUGAAGGCAAAAGGGGGUCCAAUCCAGUACAAGCAAUAUGUACCUAAUAAAGUGGCCGGUGAGUGUACGUCAGGAUGGUUUAGAUUAAAGCUUAUUCACUUGUUUGAAUGGCCCAGUCAAAGGGUAGAUACAGAUCAAGUUUUUAGAAUGAAGCACAUUAAGCUUUUAUUUGGUAAGAAUGAUUCACUCUUUUACCCUGAUGAAUUAUUUUUAUUGGUCUAUACUUUCCGUGAUGUUUGUGCUCGUUCAUUGAGAAUGAACCUGAAACUUUAAAUAUUUAAAUGUUUGUACUUCCCCAUUAAAUUUCUAUCACACCUAAAUCAGUUGAAGCUUUGGCUCUGCUCACAAAGAGAUACGUUUCUGCCUGGUUGCAACUAGUCGUCAUGAUGUGACUUUAAAGACAGAGUUACUUUAUGUUAUUAUAGGUUUAGUCACAAGAUGCAUCGCAAAUUUUUGAGAGGCCCCCAUGACUGCACAAAAACAUGUAAAUAAAUAUGACCCUGCUCACUGCAACACAAAGCAGAUUUGUCCGUUUACUAAUCUGGUUUAGGGGACUUGCACAACGAGUCUGAGAGAUUCCAGAGACUGUUGCAGUUCCUGAUUCAAAUGGUCAGAGAAUGGGAUUAAAUAUGAUCUGAGGCCCAGUACACUGAAAUACUGAAAUUAAAAAAAGCCUAACUCCAAAUUUGUUUCUUAAGCCCCUUUAGUGUUUUCAUUUUCUUAAUCAAAGAAUGCUUGUAUUACAGCAAGACACAAUUAAUAGACUCCUGACACUCAUGGAUAUCAGGAUACUCAUGGAUUAACUUGUUGGAUGUUUAAAGGUUUUCAUAUUUUUUUUAAAACUUUAACUUCAGUAUUAUUUUAUUUAGAUUUUAUGUGAUAGACGCUGAUCAGAGUACUGCCCAAUCCUGAAAUAUAAGGAAAAUUAUUAUUUUUAAAUUAUUGUUUUACAAUUAAAUUUUUAAAAAAACUGCCUGUGCCUGUAAAGUUCUUGCUGCUGGUGCUGCUGCAAGUCUUUGGAGGUAUGUCUCUUCCAGGUCUGCACAUAUAUCAUUCAUUUUUAAAAAAAAUAAUGUGUGGACAAUCACAUAACCUCUUCUAGUUUGUUGGUUUUGCUCAUGUAAAAUGAAUUUCCUCAUGGCUGAAUUUGAAGAUCAAAUCAAAAACUUUAGACUGCGUUUAUAACUGUGGUCAAUUUUGACCCUUUUUGCUCCCAUCAAGUCAGAGCAGACUGGAUUUGGCUUCAGUAGCUUCAAUUUGGUUAUUCACGCUGUUAAUACACAGUCAAAAGAAAAAGUAAGAUUGAAUAACUGCUAAAUACUGAAAGCUUAGGAAGGCUUAAACAAAAAGAUUAUGUAUGAAUAACUCUACAGUAGUAAUAUAUCAUUUUUAAAACUUUAGUUAGGCAAUCAACUUGAUAAAAUCUUGACUCUGUUUAAGAAUGUUAGGUGACAACAUCUCUAGUAACGUAAAUUACUAGAGGUGUAAUUUACAUUACAUCUCUAGUUCUCUUGUUCUUUCACUAUCUACACGUUAGAUGAAGAUGAAGCUUCAAAGCUGCAGCUUCUCUCUGCAUAUUUGCUACAUCUCCCGUCGACAAACAGCAAAAUCAUGCAAAAAACUGAGACCAAAAACUGAGGAGAAAAUGAUUCCUUCUGUAUGCAUCCAAAGUUUGCCCUAAAAAAAAUUCCUAAAUCUUUAGCUCAUGUGUAAACACAGAAGUGAGCUAAAGAAACCUCAUUUCGGUAUGGAGUCAGGCAUGAUCAUAUAGCAAAAUCCAUCAGCUUCAGCAUUACUGUGGACAAUGACUGCAUUUGAGGAAAUUAUAUUUUCAUUUUCCUGUCAGUUGACGUUACGUAUGUCGAUGUUAUGUAAGUGAUUUACACAUGUUUGUCAAAUUUCUGGAACCUCACAAGAUCACACCUUUUGUGCCAGAUGCAGGUAAAAGCUUUGCUCUAGUGAAACUAUGCAACAGCAACCUUUAUGGAAACCUGUUGUGCCUCCUUCGUCAAUCCAAACAUUUGAGAUAGAAAAAUGUGAUAAGUGCCAGACAAGAUCAGAACACAGCAUGCCAGAGGCUUCCAGAAGCCUUUGGAGAAAACUCAGUAUUAAAACUGCAGUGUUUCUCAGUCACACGGCUCACAGAGAGAUUACAUCACACUCAACAAGUGUCAUUCCUCUGUCAACUGACUCUUACAUCCAUCUGCCAUUUUGAUUUACAUCAAUGGUUGGAUAAUUUUUUACAAGUGUUUCAACAUGACUAUGAUUCAUCCUUUGAAACAUUACUGUCUUGUCUUCAAGUAGAAAGACUUUAUUCUCAGGUGCUGUUGAGUAAAGAGCAAAGGAGGCUAGAUGGAUAAGACAGCCUGGUUAUCCCACAGCAUCAGGUUUUGCAGUUUCAGCUUACAUAACGACAGUCGACGAGCAGAUAAAGUCCAAAGUGACAUCAAGAGGCUGGUUUAAUUGAUGACUAUAAAUUAAGUUUUAUCAGUGUGUCCAUUUUUCAGGUCAGAUAUAGUUGCUUAGCACUUUGUAUGACAGAGUUGUUUAAAAGCAACUUGGAUCCAUGAGCGACAAGUGUUUGCUGUGUUUUGACUCCAAUAAAGUGUCAAUUUCCUUUCUUCAGUUAGCCAGCACAAAGGACUAAAAUGUUAAAACCCUACUUGAUGUCAACAGAAUUGUAAUGUUCAUAUGAUAAACACCACAUAAGCAUCAUAAUCAUAACCUUUGUGGUCAUCUGUGUAAUCAUAGCAAAUAUCUUUUCAGGAUUUCAUGACGCAGAGUGGACACUGCAGAGCUGUUUGCUUCCUUUGGGGAACUAUAGGACCUCAUUCAGCAGAACUUAUGAUUUUAUGGUUUGUUGGCAGUGAUGCCGUUGGAUCAGGAUACUGAUCAUUUCUAUUAUUUCAAUUAGCAGACUUGUGUCAGGUUAGGAGCUCAUUUCUGCCCAACCAGUCGAGAUGAGCGCUUUUUAUUCCUUCGCUACAUGGACAUGAAAUAUGUGAUGCCAUUACAGAAAAACCCUGAGUAUGAUUGGAAGCGACAACUCCAUUAGUGCUAAGCUGCUGCACAAUUUAUGAGUACAAAGUAUAAACUGUUACCUGGGUGCACUAUCCAGGGAUGCAUGUAAGACAAAGGUUAUCAUACAUUCGUGGAAACCUUAUACAACUCCAGUGGAAAAGGCAGUUUGACAAGCCUACAGUUGGACAGUCAUGCUGACUGAAACCAUAUUGGUUACACAUUUCAUGAUGAGCUCUGUGCUAAAGAUGUACUGACAGAAUUAGGAAAAAACUCAGUCACUAUAAAGCUGCACGGGAUGGGAAACCUUUAAAUAAACCUCGUAUUACAAACAAAAACUUUUAUAUAUUUUAGAGUGACUUCAUGUCUUAGACCAACAGAAAAUGGAACAAAAAUAACUUGUGGCUUAAAAUAUUUGGUAGAAAUAAAUAUAUAAAUGAUGCAGCCUGUUGUAGUCUGAAUCAGACACAAAUUACAUCUAUUAGCUAAUCACUUUUAGAAGUCAUUUAACUGAUAAGACUAAUCAGAAUAAACACUGAAUGUCCUGGCUUACAUGCAAAAGUUCAUGUGUGGUGCAAAACUAAAACUUUACGUCUGUGUAACCCAUAUAGUCAGUAUAAUAAUGAGGUGGCAGGCAGCAUCAUGCUGUGGGGAUGAUUUUCUUUCUUUGCUUUCCAGAGCUAAAGUAAAGAUGGAUAGAGAUGUGAAAUUAGUGUCCAGAUACGAAAAGCUAGUAAAGAUCCUAAAAUACCUGCAAUUGUGUCCACAUAUAAUUUUCCUUUCCUUUCAAAACUGCACACUACUUUCUGCACAACAUAAAAAUGCAAAAGUGCAUUGAUGUUUGUGUUUGUAAUGUGACGAAAAUUUGAGGGGUGUAAAGAAACAUCAGGGGUGAAAAUAAAUGUGGAAGUCACCGUUGUACCAAUUCACAAAACGUUUUCUCAGGGCAUACUGGAAUUGAAGAUUCAUCACUUUUCAGUCAAUGAAAUGUUUUCAAAUACAUUCAAAUAUAGUUUAAUUGCGUUUCAGUUCAUAAAAAAAGAGUUAGUGUUCAUAUUGCUCACUUUAUUCCAAUCAAAAAAUUCCUCCUAGACUGUUUUUUUCCACACCAGUCCCGUUUCGUCGUGCAGGUUGAUCUGAUAAGAUAUAAUCUGAUUUAAUGCCACUGAUACGGUACACUGUGUGCCAGUGUCAGAGUCACCUGGUGAUGAUGAUGAUGAUCCACAUUGUUUGGAUUUCUGCUGUGCUUCUAACAAGGGUUGUCACCAAAAGCAGAAAGGAAGGACAAAUGGAUGAAAGACCAACACCAAAUAGAGAACAACACAAGUGAAAGAAAAUUAUAAAAUUGCAUGAUCUCUCUUUUGUUUUUUGUAAAAUAAAAUCUUGAACUUUGCAGCAUGCAUUUGUUUUCAGUCCUGAAUAUUUUGACAAGCCUAUAUGGAAGUUAAGUGCAGCAGCUGAACACAAGAUAGACCUAAGAAAGAAGUAGCUUCUUAGAGGUUGAGGAAGGCUUAAAAGCACGUUUCAUUUCCAGUCGAUCAAUAAACUCAUGGUUAUGAUGGAAUGGUUUGACUCAGAACAUAUUUACCUGUUUGAGAGGCCUAGGUCUAUUUUUAAUUGCGAAUUUAUUCAAUGUAGAUUUAACAAACUAGGCGUACCUAUAAACUUAUUUUCUUCCACAUAUUACAAGGCUUGGUGUUUCUGAGAACUCAAAGGAAUGCCUUAAAUUUUAAGACACUUUUAAAUUCAAAUGAACACUUUUACAAGAUCGUAUAAAGAUGAAAAGGUGAUCUGCUCUGACUGCCACUGAGGAAGCAUGAUGAUUAGGUUUUUGGAUUUAUUAAGUUAAACAGUGGUCAGAUUAUUGCCACAUCAUCUUUAAAUGACUAAAAUGCUCUGUAAUUUAAGAGAGGAAAUCUCUGGUAUCAAUUGGAAUCUGCUAAUCUCUUUUGAUCAGGAAUCACAUGAGAUCAGCAAUCUGAAGCGCUGCAGCAUCGCUGCCCUACUUAACAUCAUAUCUGUUAUUUUUAAUCACCUGAUCACCUGGCAUGAUGCAAGUUAAGUACAAAUGAUGAUAAUGAAAUUAGGUACGCUACAAACAUGAAUUAGUCUAGACAUGAUGAAGCAUCUGGUGUUCAAAUGUUGGUGUAGGGGCCCCAAAAGCACUGGGUCGGCCUUGAGGCAGCCAUCUUUUCAAAUGUCACAAAGGACACACAGGACACAAAAUUAGAUGACGUUUUCUGAAUCAGUGCAUGAAUGUUUGUGCUCAAGGUUAGUUUUUCUGCAGUUUCUAACUCUACAACUGAUUUGUGUGAUAUGUUUCCUUUGGGCUAAUCAUUUGGGUCAAGAUGCUAUCUUUAAUCAUAUUUUUUAAAGUGUAGAGGAGAAUGUCAACACGUCAGCAGUGGCUUUCAAAGUAUGAGGUCAAGCACAAUAUCUAGAUGUGGAGUCAAAUGCUAACGCUCUCAAACAAGACAUAAAUCUUCAACAAUGUAAGAGAAAAAUGUCUUCAAAGUAUCUCAAAGCGAUUAAUAGGAUAGCUACUUUACGCUUCAUCAACUUCACUUAAAACAUUUUACGUUUACAUAAACUGAAACAAAUAAAAUUAAUUCAGGAGUUUCAAGUCUACUUACCAAGUAUUUAUUAUCUAGUCUCUAGAGCAAAUAGUACACUUGAAAUAAGACAAAACUAACUUACAAGUCAUUUUUCAGCCAGAUAUAGGAGCUUGUUUUAAGUCAGUAAUUUCUUAAUAUUAAAGAAAAAGUGCUAAUUGACUUUUAACACAGCAAAAAUCUCUUGUAAUAAGCGAAAUAAUCUGCCAGUAGAGCUGGUGCUUUGGUCUGUGCGUUACUGGUCAGUUUAGACAGACCAGUAAAGCUCAUCCUUGAAACAAAAAAAUAGGAGUGCAGCCAUAUGAAUUUAAAUGAUUAAGUUUAAUCUAAUAUCACCAGAUGACUUUUUCAAUGUACUAGUGAAUAUUCAAGGUCAGUUCUUUUCAUCUAUUUUUAUUAAAAUAGCUGUUUCUCUUUUAUCUACUGUUUUAAAAGAUAAACAAAAGCCACCAUUUAAGAUUUUUCUGCUGGUCAACGCAUUUGGUACAAUUCAAAGAUGCUUCUAACUUACAUUACUCCAAACGUAAUGACAUUUUUAGGAGCAUCGCUGCCAUCUACUGUUCAGAUACAGAAUGUUGUUUAUUUUUGACAGGGCUUCUGUGGUUCUGAUGUUUCAUAUGUUCUGAUGUGUCUCUGUAUCCAGUUACUCUGUGGUUCUGCUGCUUUCACAUAGAAAUGUUUCACAUCAUUUACAUUUCUGAUUUAAAUUAUUUAAUUUAGAAAAAUCCCAUCAAACCUGAAGUGAAGGGGAUUGGCUACAACUGCAUGUGAAAUAAGCAAAAUCUAACCCCAACCAGAACCAGCAUGUUUCUGAAGGAUGGUAAAUGCAGAUCAGUGUGAUAACAUCAAACACAGAAAAUAAAUAAAACCAACUUAAAAUCAGUAACAAUGUGCUGAACAUCUGUAAAUAAUAAAAUGUCCAAUGCAUUAAUGACACCUGAAGGAAAAGCCAUGAAAAGAUGGGCAAAUUAAACCAAUUUUAAAUAUUAUAAUUAAAAAUCACUCAAUUAAAGAAUUUGAUAUAAAAAUUUGUGUAGUGUCAAGAAGAAAUCUCAACAGUGAUGCUAAAAACAUUUUAAUACUGAAAGAAUAUAUGCAUGUGAUCAUAUUUACAUGUAAAUAUAUGUAGUUUUCUUUUAUAUUUUACAAUAAACAUUUGGUGUUGUACAAUGAAAGUCACUAAAGAAGAGUUGGAUUCAAAUUAGCUUUAUUCAGAGUGUCAAUAAUGAUAAUAAAUGAAACAGUUUGCUUCAUGAAAAAGGCUUGUAAAGCACAGGAACUUAAACUUUGGGCAGUUUUUGACAGAAAGAAAAAAACAAUGCAACAAAAAAAGGACAGAUGAACAAUGUGGGAAAAUCUGACUGGUGAAAAUGGAGUUCCCUUUCAAUUUUUUUCAAUUUUAAAUGUUUUUCCUAAGUAGCUUAGUUGAACAAUCUGUGCAGAUUUCAAGCAAUAAAAUCCUGAAAGGAUAUGAAGGGCAUUAUAUCAGUGCAAAAACAAAAUGUUUUACAGUUUCACUGCGAGCAUGGCGCUCUUACGUAACAGAAAGAUAUCUGAGCAAAACUGAACGAAAUCCUUUCAGCAAGUAGAAUCAGUGAGAGGACAAAAUAAUUGGUUGAAAUAUUAAAAAUCUUUACACAGAUUUAAACUGUGAUGAGAUGCUUUACAAAGUUUGAUCCAGUCACUUGUUUUUGUCUUAAUUUCUUCUACUUUGGAAACUUAUAACUUCACACUUUUAAAGACUUGACUUUUCUACAUUUCUAAAUAAAUUACUACAAAUCUAUUUGUACCCGUUGAAUAGUCGUCACAUGUUAUCUGUAGGCUCAACACUGAUUUUUGGAGUAACAUAAGCAUAAUGCAUUUGUAGGAUCUGGACUGAUUUCGAUCAGCUCCGUUUUGAAAAUGUUUGGACGGUUCCAAUGAUGUAAAAUCCUAGACUAAAAAACAGAUUACUUAAAGCACAGUAGAAAAAAAAAAUUGGUGUUUUUAUUUUGUUUCAAGAGAUUUCUAAAAAAAUAUCAGCUAUUGUGCUUUGUUGAAUAUUUUAAACCCAGUUUAGGAACCACUGGUUCAGUUUAAUCUGAAUUUAAUGCUGUCUGGAGACCAAACAGGGAGUUCAAUAAUAAUUCUUCACUAUGCAAAACCAAGAUACCCAUGGCUAAAAUGUUAAAUAUGUAAUUUGGCAAGUCAAAGACAAAAGCAUGGGAAUUUAAUAUAGAUAAAUGUCAAUUUGUUUUUGAAAAUGUAAGAAAGAAAAAGAGUAAGAUCAAGCUUUUUUUUUUCCUUAACUUAUCCAGAUCUGGAAAAUGCUACAAAGCAAUUUCAUACGUUUCAAGAACCUUUUGCACCACAGAACCCAUCAAUAACAGAGGUUUCAUCGAAUCGCCUUGUCCAAAAGGUACCAUUAGGAGGAGCAUUUCACCGAUAUCUUGAGUUGCCUUUGUGGGCAUAAAUGACACUCAGUAUUACGUAACUCCACUGUUUCUAACGUGUGAAACAAAAUGAAACCAUGAUAAACGUAACAGGAAAGUGAAUCUGAAGAAAGUACCUCUCUGGACAUGCAUCUGCCUUUAAACAACAUUUCAGAAAACAAAGAGUCACAUGUGAAGACUGUUAAUAAAUAACUACUUCCGAGGAGUGACGCAACCUCUGCGUUUUUUAGACUAAUAAACAACAAAUUAUCAAUAAGUAUCGACAGAUAAACACAGAUGCCUGAUAUCUCUAAUAUGCACAGUAGCCCUUGUAACACAACAUUCAUCAGCAAACGACCUCCUUUUGGUUGUCUAAAUAAGGAAAUAUGAAAAUAACAAAAAGAAAAAAAAA
Messenger RNA from Xiphophorus maculatus (southern platyfish), 11620 nucleotides. RefSeq names its product urea transporter 2-like (gene slc14a2). The transcript has 10 exons. The record is from RefSeq and is a predicted model, not a curated record. NCBI's taxonomy places the organism in Eukaryota, Metazoa, Chordata, Actinopteri, Cyprinodontiformes, Poeciliidae. The coding region runs from base 41 to 1552 and encodes 503 amino acids. Gene Ontology annotation, molecular function: urea transmembrane transporter activity. Gene Ontology annotation, biological process: urea transmembrane transport. Gene Ontology annotation, cellular component: membrane.